UUGUUCCAGGUAUUCCUUCCCUCUCGAUUGCAUUUCAAUAAAAUGACACCUCGUGACCAUUCACCCUCAACAUUUGCCAUUUAUUCACCGUCCGAGAAGGAACUGGAAGGAAUUUUCACGAGAAAAAAAAGAAAUACCAUGAAAGUUCUUGCAGUUUUCAUCGCUCUGGUCGCUGUGGUAACAGCCCAAAGCGAUUUUGCACAGGAACUUCAGGAGUUCCAUGAAAAUUUCAACGAUUUCCACUUGGAGUUGGAUUACUGGCUUAGGGAUCGUCGUCAUGAAGUGAGCGACACCAUCAGAGAAGCCAACCGAGUAGCCCUUGGACAAGUCUGGGACGAUGUCACGGCUGUACGUUUCAUCACUGAAAGUGCUCGACAGGCCAUUGACUAUCGAGCUGAUCAAAUUGGUGAGACCGAGUGUAUUGUAGGAAUUCGCGAGAGGCUUACAGAACUCGAGUCAGAGUCCGGAGAUAAGAUCAGUGCAUGUGCGCGUAACCUCCACAGAGACUAUCAACAUUCCCUUGACUAUGGAUUUUUCAUCCAUCUCAACUAUGCCCAACGCAUGUCUCACUUCCUCCAACUCCUUGUCCUCUACAACGUAGGAAACUACAAUCCUUUCAGCGAUCAGGAAUUCAUUAGAUGGGCACUCACAGAAAACUGGGAACACCGUGAAAACCUUCGCGAUGAAGAAUACAUCAUGUACUACCGUGAUCAAUUGGAAAAUGGUAAAUCCAUUGGUAACAUCAAUGUGGAAAAUUGCCUCCUCACAGUAGCCAGUAUCUACAACAUCGACGUCAACCAAUUGAGAGAUGAUCUCACACAAUGCUGACAAGCUAGGACAACCCAUUUCGUCCUUCCAGAACCCCCAUUUUAAUUAGUUUUUAUUUUCGUUGAAACCCCCACAAGUGAUUUAAAUGAAAUAAAUGGAUUAUAAUUAGACUA
Messenger RNA from Phlebotomus papatasi, 941 nucleotides. RefSeq lists its product as uncharacterized. The transcript is spliced from 2 exons. NCBI's taxonomy places the organism in Eukaryota, Metazoa, Arthropoda, Insecta, Diptera, Psychodidae. The coding region runs from base 43 to 828 and encodes 261 amino acids. The record is from RefSeq and is a predicted model, not a curated record.